Molecule: messenger RNA, 1420 nt
Organism: Lethenteron reissneri (Far Eastern brook lamprey)
Lineage: Eukaryota; Metazoa; Chordata; Hyperoartia; Petromyzontiformes; Petromyzontidae
Product: dipeptidase 1-like
Biological process (GO): proteolysis
Molecular function (GO): metallodipeptidase activity
Source: RefSeq, a predicted model, not a curated record
UCAACCCUCGCUUCUGAUGCGGCGUUAUUCUCGCACUCUGGCCAGUAGCCGGAGCGGACCCUGAUGGCCGGUCUCCUGAUUGUCGUGGCGGCCCUGUGGGGGGUCUUGAGCCUCGCCCGGGUGCCCCUGACGGUCAGCGGUGAUGUGUACCUCGACAGAGCGGUCGCACUGAUGGCGAAGGUGCCGCUCAUAGACGGACACAACGACUUGCCGUGGCGCCUCAGGGACGUGCACAAGAAUGAGAUCUACGACAACGUGAACCUGAACAACAUCACCACCACUCACACCAGCAUGAGCCGCCUGCGUGCCGGGCGUGUCGGUGGGCAGUUCUGGGCCGUGUACACGCCGUGCGACACGGCCGGGCGGGACGCCGUCCGCUACUCCCUGGAGCAGAUCGACGUCGUCCACAGGAUGGUGAAGGAGUACGCGGACACGCUCACCCUCGUCACCUCGUCUACUGAGCUGCGUGAGGCGUUCUCCAGCAAGAAGGUGGCGAGCCUCAUCGGCCUGGAGGGCGCCCAUGGGGUGGACAGCAGCCUGGCCGUGCUGCGGAUGUUCUACUCGCUGGGCGUGCGCUACAUGACGCUCACGCACAACUGCAACACGCCCUGGUCCGAGUCGUGGCGGGUGGAUGGUGGGAAGGAAGAACCGACAUCGUUCGACGGCCUCACCAAUUUUGGAAAGGAAGUGGUGCUGGAGAUGAACCGGCUGGGCAUGCUGGUGGACCUGUCACACACGUCUCGCGCCACGGCCAUGCGGGCGCUCGCCGUCACCGCGGCGCCCGUCAUCUUCAGCCACUCCAACGCCCACGCGGUGUGCGGGCACGGGCGCAACGUGGACGACGAAGUCCUCCAGAAGCUGAAAAUCAACGGUGGGAUCAUCAUGGUCAACUUUUACCCCAACUUCGUCUCGUGCAAGGACACCGCCACGCUCUCCGAAGUGGUUGGCCACAUGGAGCACAUCAAAAAGCACAUCGGAGUGGAUCACAUCGGCAUUGGGAGUGACUUUGACGGCUACGAUGGGGGCACGGAGGGGCUGGAGGACGUCUCCAAGUACCCGCAGCUCAUCGCCGAGCUGCUCCGGAGAGGCUGGGCCGACAGCGACGUCUCCAAGCUGCUGGGGGAGAACAUACUGCGCGUGCUGGCCCAGGCCGAGGAGGUGCGGGAUCUCUUAAAAAUGUCGAGGCCGGACGAAACCAACAUUCCGCAGGGCGAGGUGCGAAACGACUGUCGCACAGACCACGGCGUCGCUGAGCAGCAGCAGCAGGAGGAGGAGGAGGCGUUAGACGGACGAGGAAACAUCGCGAGUGGCCACGUCGUCUGCACCGUGGCCCCCGUUCUGCUGCUGCUGCUGCUGCUCCAGUGAAGAGGGUGGCGGAGUGGAGCAGCCCUUUUCCAAAAUUAAUAUUAAGAGUGAUAUU